Messenger RNA from Symsagittifera roscoffensis, 2209 nucleotides. RefSeq names its product proton-coupled amino acid transporter 1-like. Gene Ontology annotation, molecular function: L-amino acid transmembrane transporter activity. Gene Ontology annotation, biological process: amino acid transmembrane transport. Lineage: Eukaryota; Metazoa; Xenacoelomorpha; Acoela; Convolutidae. The transcript is spliced from 3 exons. The record is from RefSeq and is a predicted model, not a curated record. The coding region runs from base 393 to 1964 and encodes 523 amino acids.
AUAACUCCAGCGUUUCUGGGUCGCAGCGUAUCCGCGGCAUAAUCCGUUCUGCGUGGUAGGAGAUGAUAUAGCUGUAAUUUAAUCGUUGUAAGUUGUUUUCAUUUAAAAGAGGUUUCAAUUUUCGAUAUUUUUUUUCUCGCGCUCAUUUGCAGGCUUGCAGACUAUGUCACUAACUAGAUCUCGUGAGGCCAUAAAAAAACCACCUUUUUUUGACAGUUCGUAAAAUUUUUGAUUUUUUUCUCGCAGAUUUCAACCGCAGGUAGUUGAAGUUUUAUUCGGGAGAAAAGAUAAUCACAUCGAUUCGCUCGGGUGCUGUUUGCGAUUAACAACAAAAAUUGUUUGAAAGACUGUGAGUCAAUGUUAGAACCUGACUUUCUGAAAAUGAUGCCAGAAUGUUUUAUUACUCCAAUGUUAAUUUACUCUUCUGCAGAAACACUCUUUGGACAUCUCAGCACAAAUUCAAUGCCUCAUCUACCAUGCCGAAACUUGCCUCAUAUGCCCAGAUAUCCGACACUCACAUAGCCGAAAUACCAGAACAUGACCCGCCUUACAGACGUAGAAGGCUGGAUUCUGCAGGAAGUGUGUUGACCAGGGGCAGUUUUGUGUCUGUUUUGGGGGAAGAGCGCACUGGGGACAACUUGAUCACAUGGUAUCAGUGCAUGGCUCAUCUGCUCAAGAGCAUGAUAGGAACUGGGCUACUGGCUCUUCCCUUUGCCUUCUCUCUCGUGGGCAUAGUUGCUGGACCACUAUUCAUGGGCUUCAUCGCUUGUAUGGCCCUCGUGGCUAUGAAUUUCCUCCUGGAUGCGUGUCGCCACAUGUGCAAGGUCGAAGAGAGACCUUAUAUGGACUAUGGCGAGCUUGCCGAGAGCGUGUUACGUCAUGGACCUUUUGAAUUUCUUCAAAGCCAUUGUCAUAUCGCUAAACGAGUUAUAAAUACACUGUUAGUUAUGACUCAACUGGGGUUCUGUGCAGUUUAUUUUGUAUUUUUUGCCCAGACUGUGGAUUCUGUUCUGACGGAUUUCGACAUACACAACCCCUUCAGCGAUAGAGUCCUGAUUUGCAUGUUUUUCGUACCAGUUGUUAUGCUUUGUUUGAUUAGAAAUUUGGCAUUACUUGCGGUGUUCUCUUCCCUCGCAAAUUUGCUUCUCGCGUUUGGACUUGGAGUCAUAAUUUAUGAGCUACUCACCAACGUCGAAGAGCCAAGAGAACUUCCAGCAUUCAAACCCUUUGCGAACCUGCCGCUCUUUUUCGGAGCAGCCGUUUACACCGUCGAAGGAAUAGGAGUUGUGCUUCCUCUUGAAAACAAAAUGCAGAAGCCCGAACACUUCAAGCGUGUGCUCAAUUUCGGGAUGAUUUUUGUGUUCAUGCUUUGCUUGACCUUCGGUUUUCUGGGAUACGAUAAAUAUGGCGACGAUAUUGAGGCUUCGAUUUCUUUGAACUUGCCGAAUAAUUGGUACUGUUCUUUGACCAAAAUUUUGUUUGCAGUCGCGAUGUACGUAUCUUACGCUCUUCAAUUUUUGGUUCCUGUCCGAAUUUUGAUGCCAUGGGUCAAAGAAAAAUUCCCAAACAGCAAUGGGACUCUCAGAGAUUAUUUAUUCCGACUAUCUUUGAUCGCUGUAACGUUUCUAGCAGCAAUUAUUGUUCCGAAGCUCAAUCUGUUCAUUGAACUUCUGGGAUCUCUAGCCAGCUCUUCUUUGGCAAUGACAUUACCUGCAAUCAUUUUUGAGUUCUCUUUGCACAGCAAUAAGAAAAUAUCAUUUGGCCGAAAGUGUCUAUACAGAGUAUUCAUAGUGAUGUUAUUGGUCGUUGGAACUUGUGGCUGUGUUGUUGGAUCAGUUUUGUCAAUGAAGAAUAUCAUUUUGGCCUUUGUUACAUCUGAUGAACAUCACGACAAUUUAAAUGUUACAAAUAUUACGACAACUAGCUCUCAACUUUUAAUUCCGAUCACUAAUGCGCUAUUUUGAAUCAUUUAGUGACCAAAUUAUUGUUCCGACCACUUCACGAAGGGAAGGGAAGGAUCUAUAUCAUAGGGUACUUUUCUCUCCCGAUUUUGAUAACUUCAAAGUUAAGCUCAUAGAAGAUCUAGUGUGGUAUUAUAUUAAAACCUUUUCGGCUGUAAUUUGGAUUCCGUUAUUUGUUGAUGAGUCUAGUCUGCUCAAUGUCGACAACAACUGGUCCGAGUUCUUCCGUUUUCCAGACAAAAACUUGA